AUGAUUACAAAAGAUCUCAUCAAAAUCAGUGAUAAUCAAGGUUCUAUAUGUGGUGAUUCGUCUCGUAUCAGUAGUUCGACUGCUAGCUGUGAUCCCGCUUGUAGUGAUUAUGAUGAUUCAAUAUCAAGCUACGUAUUGUCUACUGGUGGAAGGAGAUAUUAUUCACCGUCUGUUGGUGAAAAACAGUGUAUACCAUUCCUUACUCAAGUUCAUGACAGCUUAGAUAAAGCGUUCUUAUUUUACAAGAAUUAUGGUCGUUUAGGAGGGUUUGAUGUUCGGAAGGGAACUAAAAAGAGAGCUGAUGAUGGUACGAUAAUACUCAAGCAUUUUGUUUGCAGUUGUGAAGGUUUUGUUGAGCCAAAUAUUGGUAGAACGAAUGGCAGUGAGUGUAGAGAAAGGCGUACUGUGUCGAAGAGGUGUGGUUGUAAGGCAAGAUUGGUUAUGAAAUACAUGUUUCCGAACAAGUAUUUUGUAAUGUCUUUAAUUGAUGUACAUAACCAUCCUCUAGCUAGUGAAACAGGACGGCAAUUUUUGAGAGCUAGUAGGGAAAUGACAGCGGGGUUAAGGAAUGUUGUCUAUGAUGCUGCAAAAGCUAACAUAGGUUGUAGCAAAACCUAUACUCUUGUAAAGGAAAUGGUAGGUGGAUAUUCUAAUGUUGGCGCGACAUUGUGUGAUUUUAAAAAUUUUAAUCGGGACUUGAAGAGCUAUGUUGGUGACAAAGAUGGGCAGAUGAUUAUUGACAAGUUCAAGGUCAUUUCAGAGACUUCAGAAGGUUUUUACUAUGCAUAUGAAGUUGACUCAUCUGGACACCUUAUCAAACUGUUUUGGGCGGACGUAAUUGGUAGGAGGAAUUUUGAACUAUAUGGCGAUGCUAUGUCAUUUGAUGCAACUUUUGACACAAACAAGUAUAACAUGAUUUUUGCACCUUUCACUGGUGUUGAUAAACAUGACAAAUGUGUGACAUUUGCAUGUUGUCUUUUAUCUCAAGAGAAUGUUGCGCAUUAUACUUGGGCAUUUGAUCAUCUUGUAAAGGCUAUGGGAAGGAAUCCGGUGGUUGUGAUUACUGAUCAAUGUCCAGCUAUGAAAAUAGCUGUCCCUGCAUCAUUUUCUUCGGACAAUGGACUUAUUGCUUCUAAACAUCGUUUGUGUAUGUGGCAUAUUAUGGAAAAAUUCCCGGUCAAGCUUGGUAACCGUUUGGUCAAAGAGACAGUUUUUAUGGAGAAGAUGAAGAAAUAUAUAUGGUCAUCAAAUAUAGAAAUUGAAGAGUUUGAGAGAGGAUGGGAGGCUGUUAUUAAGGAGUUUAAGUUAGAGGAUAACAAGGGGUUAAAAGAUAUGUAUGGUAUAAGGGCUUCGUGGAUUCCCGCUUUCUUUAGAGACGAGCCUAUGUUUGGGUUGAUGAGGACUACAUCAAGAUCAGAGAGUGAAAAUUCUUUUUUUGGGCAAUUCCAUAAACAAGGAGACUCUUUAUGUGAAUUUUGGUUACGGUAUCAAAGUGCUAUGGAUCGGCAGAGGAAUGAAACGAAUCGGUUGAAUCAUGAGUCCAAUUCUAGUCUUCCUUCUACAGUGUCUAGGUGGUUCAUAGAAAAUGAUGCAGCAGACCUGUUUACACUUGCUAUCUUUUAUAAACUCCAAGAAGAAAUCAUUGCCUCCUGUUUGGACAUGCAAAUUAAAAGAAUGAGUGAGGAAAGAGAAGGUGUUACUUACAUGGAAAUCAGAGAUGUCAAGGUGCCGGAUAAAAUUUUCAAGGUUUCUGUUAGUUUAAAUCAUGCUGUUUGUUCGUGCAAGAAGUUUGUUAUGUGUGGGAUAGUUUGUAGACAUUCAUUUUGUGGUUUGAAACAGAUUGGAGUGACUAAGUUCCCACGGACACUUGUUUUAAAUCGAUGGACGAAACUUGCGGACAACGGGACCUCAUCAAUGUCACUAGCAGUUUCAAACAGUUUUUCUAAGAUGGAAGAAGUAUCAUUGAAAUUGACAAAUAUAUGGUUUGACUUUCAGCAGGCAGUUAAUAAGGCUGGAAUGGAGUUGGACAAGCUUGAUCAGGUUCAUAGUACUGUAAUGCAGCUUAGUUCUGAGCUUGAUAAUAAUUGUAGUAAUUUGACGAAGAAGGAUCACAUGGCAGCAAUGAUUGGUGAGCAGCCUUCAGGAGAUAUUACAAUUCUUGCACCAAAUAUUUGCAAGAACAAAGGCAAUUACUUUAAGAGGUUGAUAAGUGAAAGGUAGAAGGCAGUGACUAAAGCGAAAAAAAGAGUUCGAAAAUGCAAAGAAUGUGGUGCAACAACUCAUGAUUCAAGAAAAAGAAAGCAAGGAUUGAAGAGAGUGGUGCUUAAUUUUCAAUUUUUGUAUUAAUUUUGUUUUUUGGUGCACAGUACUUAAGAGAUUGAACACAGUACUUGUUGAUAUAUUUAGAUUGGUUUUAAUUGACAA
Messenger RNA from Daucus carota subsp. sativus, 2424 nucleotides. Its product is annotated as protein FAR1-RELATED SEQUENCE 5-like. Gene Ontology annotation, biological process: regulation of DNA-templated transcription. The coding region runs from base 1 to 2220 and encodes 739 amino acids. The transcript is spliced from 5 exons. Lineage: Eukaryota; Viridiplantae; Streptophyta; Magnoliopsida; Apiales; Apiaceae. The record is from RefSeq and is a predicted model, not a curated record. Gene Ontology annotation, molecular function: zinc ion binding.